Sclerotinia sclerotiorum 1980 UF-70 is the source of this 585-nucleotide messenger RNA. RefSeq lists its product with no specific name. NCBI's taxonomy places the organism in Eukaryota, Fungi, Ascomycota, Leotiomycetes, Helotiales, Sclerotiniaceae. Bases 1 to 585 code for a protein of 194 amino acids. The record is from RefSeq and is a predicted model, not a curated record. The transcript is spliced from 3 exons.
AUGUCACAAGAAAGCGAAGAGGAGCGAGAAGGUGUUGAGAGCGGUGAGGUUGAAUUAAGUCUUUUCGCAAGGCAAAACGAGGAUGCUUUACACAAGAUAUCCCAUUACCUCUCGAAUAAACGUAGAAAGCCGUGCGAUGACUCAAACGUAUUACCCAAACAUAUGGGACCGAACAAGUGGGCGCUCGGUAAGAACUUGUCCCAAAUCCAAUCUAUCUCAGUGCCAUCAAGAAUUAUUCCGGGUAUAAACAUUAUUCCUGCGCACCCUGCAGUACCACUCCCGGAGUAUCUUCAUAAAUGGCACCAAGAUCACGAAGAGACAUUCCCUUUUCAAAACCUCACACACUCCAUUGUUGAGGAUCCACUUUGUAGCAUGUCUAUGUCCUUGAUGCACAGACUGUCCGAGCCUGGAUAUUGCGCAUAUAUUCGACAAGCAGUUGAGGAAUUUUUUCAAGAGGAAAAUCGUCGUCAUCCUGAGUUUAGGAUUCCCAUGGUCAUUAUUGUUCCCCAGAGAACAAGACCUACUCCUUGCCGUGACUGCAUUGGGCAAGCUAUACGAGUGGAGGUAGGAAUUCAAGGGCAGUAG